AUGGAUAAGAUCAGGAAGCUAGAAUUGGUAGGCCAAGUCUUUCUGAUACCAAUAUUACUCCAUAUGAAAUUGUCAUUGUUCAUCGUUGCCACUGCCGUCCUUUCUGCUAUUAGCGUGUCGGCUCUUCCCGCCCAACAAGCAGACAAAAGCAUCAAUGCUAACAUGAACAGCAAUAUGAAAGAUGCUCGCCCCGCUGGUGUUGAGAUGAAAAAGAGUGCAGCUGUUCCCAAGCUCGCUGGUGAUAAAGCCAAGUCUAAGCCAGCUGUUAUUGCUAAUAUGCCACAUGUUUCUGAGAAGGUCCAAGCUACAAACCGCAAGCUUGCUGAAUCAGUUAACAAGUCUAUGGCUACUCUUGAGGGCAUCAGCUCAGACAUGAACAAAUACUUGGAGGACCAUAUCACCGAUGCCAAGAACGUUGAGCGUACCAGCAUUCUUUUGAACGAGGUUCAAGCAAAUCCUUUUACCGUUCUCCUUGUCUUGAUCAACCUUAUCAGCAGAAUGGAAGACGACAUGAAGACAUCUAUUAUGGCACCACUCAUUCCAGGAUCUCAAACCCCACCAUCUAAAUUUGGCUUCACUUCAGCAGAAGUCGCCGCUUUUGAGGAUGCAAUCAAGAAGAUUAUCACUGAGGCUGAAGGUCUCGUAGGAGAGUACAAGGCUGUUCUCUCAGGAAAGCCCGUCACCCACAAGUUCUCUACUAUUACCUUCUUGAAUGAGGCAGAGGUCCAAAAGGCUGUCAAGUCUAAUGCUGCUACUGAACUCCCCAAAAUUGAUAUCGGUAAGCUUCCCGAUGCCGUCUGGCUGUCUUCCUGGGUUGAGAUGGUUUCUUCUGAAGCCAAGAAAAUUCUCAAAAACGUCGACGCCGCUGUCGCAGAUGCUCUAGUUGCCGAUACAAAGGUCAACGCUGAUGAGACCAAGGUCGAAGAGCCUUUACUUUCAGUCUCUGAUGCUGAUAUAGAUUCCUUCGAUGAAGUUCCCGCUGCUGAACCCACUCACAUCAGCAAGCGCGACAUGUUUGAUGAUAUGGUUUUCCCAGCUCCCGUUACAGCCCCUUUUGUCCACAAGGAGGAACACGUGGAAUCUCCAAAGUUCGCCAAGGUCAAUAAGAAGGCCAAGGCAUCACAUCAUAGCCACAUGCCCGCUAAGUCUACCACUUACAUGGCCGUUCCUUCUGAUGUUGCUGACUCCUUCUCAGAGUUUGAUGAAAGUGAUGUUCAGGGCCCUGCGCCAACAGGAUCAUUCUAA
Molecule: messenger RNA, 1245 nt
Organism: Umbelopsis ramanniana AG
Lineage: Eukaryota; Fungi; Mucoromycota; Umbelopsidomycetes; Umbelopsidales; Umbelopsidaceae
Exons: 4
Coding region: 1-1245 (414 amino acids)
Source: RefSeq, a predicted model, not a curated record